CGGUUUUCCGUCGAAGCCAAGAGAGAUAAGCACCGCACCGUCGUGGAAUCGGUCAUUCGACGGCACCCAGCUGCUCUGCUACUUACCUACCUACAUACGGACGCGGAACUCCGAGUCCUUAUAGUCUGGGCUUCGCGUUAUCUUCUGGUUCGAACGGCGCUCUUUCUGUCGCUGGACGGCUGCUGGACCUAGUUGUUCUUUCUUCACCAUCUUCUUCUUCCUCUUUCUUCAUCUUCUUCUUCAUCUUCUUCUUCAUCAUCAUCUUCUUCUUCUCUUUCUUCAUCUUCAUCAUCAUCAUCAUCUUCUUCUUCUUCUUAAUCACAAUCCUUCUCUUCCUGGUGAAGGUCUGUCUGCGCAACAAAGCAUAGCGAAGGUGCCGAUCGAACGAUAUGUCCAAGGAAGGUAGAAGACAUACCAUUUUUGUCUUCGAUGGCCGGGUAGGGGCGGCCACCGAGUCGAAGGAGCACCUCACGGACAUCCCGCUGCACAAGGCAUGGUCUGCCAAGUCGGAGUCAGAGUCGGUGCAACUGCACGACGGGAACGCGGGACUAGUGGUCGGCACUUCGCAGCUAUACGAUGAAUACAACCAGCGCCGCUACAUCCCCACCCCAACACCGGACCCCAACGACCCGCUCAACCUCCGGCCGUGGCGCAAGUGGGCGGCGGUGGCAUCGCUGUGCUUCUUCGGGGCGCUGGCGCUCGCGGCCGAGGCCAUCAUCGCCGCGCUCGUGCCGGUGUUCGCGCUCGAGUACGCGGGCAUCAACCCGCAGGUGCUGUCGGUGAUCGAUCUCUCGCAGCUCCAGCCGGAGGGCGCCGUCGACGUCAACCCGCUCCGGUCGCUGUCGGCGCUGGGCGGCCCGCCGCUGUACCGCGUGGCGCUGCUGAGCUCGCUCCCGCUGCUGGUUAACGGGCUGGCGAGCUACCUGCUGGUGCCGCUCUCCAUCGCCGUCGGCCGGCGGCCCGUGCUGCUGUUCGCGGGCGCCGCGGCCUGGGUGGGCGGCCUGUGGGGCGGGCUCAGCACCAGCCUGGAGUCGCACCUGGCGGCGCGCUGCCUGCAGGGGCUCGGGGCGGGCGCCGUCGAGGCGCUGAUCCCGCUCAUCGUGCAGGACAUGAUGUUCAUCCACGAGCGCAACCGCGCCAUCGCCUGCAUCGGCGCCUCGCAGGGACUGAUCAUCGUCGGCCUGGGCAUCGCCAGCCCGCUGCUCGUCGUGCGCCUGAGCUGGCGCUACAUCUACUACAUCACCACCGCUGCCGCCGCCCUGGCCUUCCUGCUGACCGUGCUGCUCGUGCCCGAGACCCGCUGGACGCGGUCGCCCGACGAGCUCGCCGGCAAGGCCGUGUAUCCGCUGGAGCCCGGCGAGACCCGGCCGCGGCUGGACGUCAAGACGUACGGCUUGAGGACGAGGGCGACAGACUUUGGCGUCUUCCGGCACGUGCCGCGCCAGUGGCGGCUGGCCGGCGUGUCGGUGUACCACACGGCCCGGUCGACGCUGUUCCCCAUCGUGCUGUGGGUCAUCGUGGUCAACUCGAUCCUCGUCUCCCUCCAGGGCGCCGCGGGCCAGGUGGGCUCCGCGGUGCUGAUCGCCGCCGGCUGGAAGUUCGAGACGAUGGGCUUUGCCGUGGUGCCGCUGGUGGUCGCCAGUCCGUUCGUGUGGUUCUUUGCCGGCUGGGUGGCCGACCGCGUGUCGAACGGGUACGCGAAGCGCAAUGGCGGCCGGCGGGAGCCCGAGGCGCAUUUGCUCAGCCUGGCCGUGCCGUUGUUGGCGGCCAUCGUUGGGUCGGCCGUGUUCGGCUACGCCGGGGAGAACAUCAAGACCGUCCCCAGCAUUGUGCUCCUGGUGGGCGUCUUCCUGGUUGGCUUCGGCUUCUUGGCCGCGAAUACCCUCUUUUCGGUCUAUGUGGUGGAAAGUUACCCUUCUAUUGCCGGACCGGUCCUCGUCAACGUAUCGUCAUUUCGUCUCAUCAUUGGCUUCACAAUGUCGUUUAAUGCCACAACGUGGGUCGAACAACUGGGCUUCCAGAGGAGCUUUGGCUUCUAUAGCCUGGCCCUGGCUGUUGCUUCGCUGGGCCUGCCGGUCGUGUUCGCUUUCGGAAAAAGACUUCGCGCUUGGACAGCACUCCGGAUUUAGGAACUUAUUAAUAGGGCGGCGAUCUGGCAACGGCUCAUGAGGCGUAAAACGAACGACCGAUGGCUGGUUCCGUUGUAUAUGUAGAUAUGCAUAACGUACUAUGCCUCACAGAUGUCGUGUUGUUACAGUCAACUGAGUGUACCUUUGGAAGAUGCAAACUUGGUCACCGACAUGUGGUACUUUCCACUCAUAAUCUGGAGAUAGACUGUUAUGUCGCACGGUAUAUAGGGGACCCCUAGGCGUUUGCAGGCAAUGAUGUCGUUUUACCGUGUGACAUGUUAGUACCCC
Molecule: messenger RNA, 2417 nt
Organism: Chaetomium strumarium
Lineage: Eukaryota; Fungi; Ascomycota; Sordariomycetes; Sordariales; Chaetomiaceae
Product: major facilitator superfamily domain-containing protein
Exons: 2
Coding region: 390-2129 (579 amino acids)
Biological process (GO): transmembrane transport
Cellular component (GO): plasma membrane
Molecular function (GO): transmembrane transporter activity
Source: RefSeq, a predicted model, not a curated record